AUGUCGUCAACAGUUAUUGCAUCUCUCAUUGCUGCAAAUCAACCAGUGAUUAUUUAUUUUGGAACAUCAAUUCUUAUAGUUGGUUUAGUUGGUAACUGUCUUAAUGCCAUUGUAUUUCUAAGUCUGAAAACAUUUCGUGAGAAUUCAUGUGCAUUCUAUUUAACCAUCAUGUCCAUUGUUAAUAUUGGCCAAUUGAUUUCGGGUUUAUUAAGUCGAAUUCUAAUGAGUGGUUUCAGCAUAGAUUAUACUCAAACUUCAUUAUUUUAUUGUAAAUUUCGAACAUUCUUUUUUCAAUUUACGACAUCACUUUCACUUGCAUGUAUAUGUCUUGCCUCUAUCGAUCAAUAUUUUGCAACUUGCACUCGUCUUCAAUGGCAACAAUGGAGUAAUAUUAAAACAACUCGUCGUAUAUUAAUAAUUAUUACUUUUAUUCUAAUGAUAAUACAAAUUCCAUGUUUGAUUUAUUAUAAACAUAUUCAACCAAUUCCAACAGAGAAAACAAUUUGUGGAAUUACAAAUAUGUCUUUUGUACAAUUUAAUAUGUAUUUUAAUUAUCUCUUUUUGGGAAAUGUUUUACCCUAUUCAUUGACAAUUCUAUUUGGUACAAUGGCAUACCGAAAUAUUCAACAAUCAUCAAAUCGAACGGUACCUCUUAUUCGACUUCAAUUAGACAAACAAUUAACAGCCAUGGUUCUUGUACAAAUAGUAUAUAAUUUUUUUAGUCUUUUCCCAUCCUUGAUCGCAUAUAGUAUUGGUUCAUAUGGAAAUAUUCAAGAUCCAAUGAUAAAAGCAAGUGUCGAUCUAGCUUAUACUAUAACUUUAUGUGUGUAUUAUUCGUAUUUCGCAAGUUCAUUCUAUAUCUACAUAAGUAUUUCAGAAAGAUUUCGACGACAAUUCUUCUACGUAUUUUUUAAGAAGCACUGGAAUCGAUGUCUACAACAUAAAGUCUUUCCUAACCAAUUAGCAUUACAACCACAAGUGAUACAACUUAAUUUAAUAUCAAGAAUAGAUUAA
Messenger RNA from Adineta steineri, 1014 nucleotides. The record is from the annotation of a GenBank genome assembly. NCBI's taxonomy places the organism in Eukaryota, Metazoa, Rotifera, Eurotatoria, Adinetida, Adinetidae.